Felis catus (domestic cat) is the source of this 700-nucleotide messenger RNA. It is a transcript of the gene RNASEH2C, whose product is annotated as ribonuclease H2 subunit C. Gene Ontology annotation, cellular component: ribonuclease H2 complex. The coding region runs from base 79 to 591 and encodes 170 amino acids. The transcript has 4 exons. Gene Ontology annotation, biological process: RNA catabolic process. The record is from RefSeq and is a predicted model, not a curated record. NCBI's taxonomy places the organism in Eukaryota, Metazoa, Chordata, Mammalia, Carnivora, Felidae.
CCGGCCUCCCGACAGGCUCCGCGUGCUUUACGCGCCAGCUUUGGCCUUAGCCAGCGAGUGGCAGAAUCGCGGCAGACGAUGGAGAGCAGCGAUGAAGCGGCCGUCGAGAAAUGCCGAAUCCACUUGCGCCCCGGCACGCUGCGCGACGCACCUCCCGCCACGUUGCACCUUCUGCCCUGCGAGGUUCUGGUUAGCCGGCCUGCCCCCGUGGGGCGCUUCUUCACCCCAGCCAUCCGCCAGGGUCCCGACGGACUGGAAGUGUCGUUUCGGGGCCGCAAACUACGCGGCGAGGAGGUGGUGGUGCCGCCCGGGCUCGUGGGCUACGUGAUGGAAGAAAAGGGAGAGGGGUUGGUGGGGAAGGGCUUCUCGGAGGGUUCGUCGAAUGACAACGAGCAAGAGCAGCUGGAGCUGGUGGAACCCCCAGAGGCGCUGGAGCGGGACUUUGACCGGUUCAUUGGAGCCACCGCUAGUUUCAGUGGCUUCACGCUGUGGGGCCUGGAGACCAUCCCCGGUCCGGAUGCCAAAGUGCGCGGGGCCCUAACCUGGCCCAGUCUCGCUGCCGCGAUUCACGCACAGGUGCCUGAGGACUGAGAACCGGAACCUGAAAUUGAAAGCCACUGGUCCCUUCACCCCAGUAAACCAGCUCUUCACUUUGGAGCCGCUGAUUCCAUCACCCCAAAUAAAUGAGCUUUUCACAGCA